GUGAUAGGUGGGACCAAGCGAUAACCGCGUAAGUCGAAUUCGAAUAACUUCUAACUGAUGAACUGUCUAAUUGAUAGUUCAUCAGUUAGCAGCAGUUGCAGGUUCAAGUCCUGCUCUGAGUUGAUCCUUUUCUCCAGGACCUUCUAAAUUAAUUAAUAAAUAUUAAUUUAAUAAGAUAUGGUGCCUAACACCUACCUCCUUGGCCAAAUUACUUAGCAUUUAAUUAUAACUAUAUCACAUCUACUGUUAAUAUCUAAUUCAGCAAUCAUUUGGCUUCAAAAACAUUAAUAUUUAAAAAGCAAGAUUUCUCAUUUGUAGAAGCAAAUGCUAUCUUAUUUUGACACUUUGCAAAUUAUAGCGAAAUAUGAGUAGUUUAUUUGUCAGAUUGUACUUUUUUAAAAUUAUUUUAUGUGGAUGUUUAUACAGUAUUUGAUAACUUAAAGAAUGUAAUUACAUGUUUCUAAUUUAAAAAUCUAUUGUAAAAUUUACAAAAAAAUAAAUGUUUCUGUUCAUUGCUAAUCAACUAUUGUUAUUUUUUAAUUGACAGAUAGUUGAAAAUGUUAAAAUGGAAGAAAUACCAGAAUGGUUUCAUGAAUGCAAAUUCAAUUAUGCUGAAAAUUUAUUACAAUUUAAGGACAAUCGGAUAGCAUUAUAUUUAACAGGAGAGAGACAGAAAGAAGUAAAGACAGUUACUUAUUUUGAAUUAAAUCAGAAAGUAGCUCUCUAUGCUUCUGCUUUGAAGUAUCUUGGAAUUAGAAAAGGAGAUUGUGUUGUAGGUUAUCUGCCAAAUGGAGAAGAAGCUGUUGAGGCAAUGUUAGCUGCAUCCAGUAUAGGUGCUAUAUGGAGUUCAACUUCUCCUGAUUUUGGAAUUUCUAGUGUUUUAGACAGAUUUCGGCAAAUACAGCCUAAAGUAAUCUUUUCUGUAGAUAAAGUUGUGUACAACAGAAAAGUACAUAACCAUUUGGAAAAAUUACAUGAAGUUGUUUUAGGUCUCCCAUUGUUAAAAAAAGUGGUUAUUGUUCCUUUUGAUAUUCAAAAUAAAAAUGAAAUAGCAAAAAUCCCAAAAAGUUGUUUCCUGGAUGAAUUUCUUGAAACAGGCAAAGAUGAAAAAGGAAAUGUGCCAGAAUUAGAAUUUGUACAGCUUCCUUUUAAUCAUCCUCUCUUCAUUUUGUAUUCUUCAGGUACAACUGGAGUGCCAAAAUGCAUUGUACAUUCUUCUGGUGGAACUUUAAUACAACAUCUAAAAGAACAUUUACUUCAUGGAAACAUGUCACGUUCAGAUGUUAUUAUGUAUUAUACAACGACAGGUUGGAUGAUGUGGAAUUGGUUGAUAUCCUGUUUAGCAAUUGGUUGCUCUGUUGUACUCUAUGAUGGUUCACCAUUUGUUCCCCAUGAUGCAAUAAUUUGGGAUUUAGUCGAUUUAAUUGGUAUCACUAUUUUGGGAACAAGUGCAAAGGGGUUAGCUGUCAUGGAAAGUAAAGGAAUUAAGCCAAAGUUCACUCAUAGUUUGGAAUCUCUUCAUACAAUUUUGUCUACUGGUUCUCCAUUAAAACCUCAAUCAUAUAAUUAUACAUAUUCUUGUGUAAAAGAGGAUUUGCUUUUGGGGUCCAUUACAGGUGGUUCUGAUAUAAUUUCCUGUUUUGCUGGUCAAAAUCCAAUGCUUCCAGUUCAUGAAGGUGAAAUACAAUCUCCAAAUUUAGGAAUGGCAAUAGAAUGUUGGGAUGAAACAGGAAAACCAGUUAUUGGUGAGAAAGGUGAAUUAGUGUGUAUAUCUCCUUUUCCUUCAAUGCCAAUUUAUUUUUGGAAUGAUAAAAAUGGAGAAAAAUAUCAAAAAGCAUAUUUCCAUAAAUUUCCAGGUGUGUGGACUCAUGGUGAUUUUUGUAUGAUAAAUCCUGUUACCAAAGGAAUUUACAUGCUAGGUCGAAGCGAUGGAACACUGAAUCCAAAUGGAAUUAGAUUUGGAAGUUCAGAAAUAUAUAAUAUAGUUGAAUCUUUCAAGGAGAUUCAAGACAGUGUAUGUGUAUCACAGUAUAACAAACUGCAAGAAGAAAGAGUUGUUUUGUUCUUAAAAUUAGCAAUGGAUCACUCAUUAACAACAGAACUGAUAGAAAGGGUCAAGUUAGCAAUUAGGAGAGAACUCUCUGCACGUCAUGUUCCUGCUGUAAUUCUAGAAACCAAAGCAAUUCCUUAUACAAUUAACGGGAAAAAAGUUGAAGUGGCCGUAAAGAAGGCAAUUUGUGGUGAAGAAGUUUUGAACAAGGACUCUCUUGCCAAUCCAGAAUGUGUUGAUUUUUAUUAUAACAUACCAGAACUUAAUGGUUUUUGAAAUAAUUUUUUUAUUUCUGUUUACCAAUUUAAAAACACGACAAAUUGAGUUUU
This is a messenger RNA of Centruroides sculpturatus (bark scorpion), 2379 nucleotides long. Its product is annotated as acetoacetyl-CoA synthetase-like. Lineage: Eukaryota; Metazoa; Arthropoda; Arachnida; Scorpiones; Buthidae. The record is from RefSeq and is a predicted model, not a curated record. The transcript has 15 exons. Gene Ontology annotation, cellular component: cytosol. Gene Ontology annotation, biological process: lipid metabolic process. The coding region runs from base 566 to 2326 and encodes 586 amino acids. Gene Ontology annotation, molecular function: acetoacetate-CoA ligase activity.